ACAAUGUUGAGUUUAUAUCUAUUGUUUUUGGGUUUUGGUAAAUCUAACUCAGGUUUACUUCCUUCAACAAUUUCUGCAGCAAACGCAACAACGAAGGAAUUUUUUGGAGAGACCAGGCGAAUCAUCAAAGGACGUGAAGUUUUUGACACCAGGCCAUACAUGGUGUACUUGCGGCCAACGCAAACCCACAGCAACUUGAUAGACCAAAAUUGGCUAUGCGGCGGAGUUAUCAUUCAUGAAAGUUAUAUACUCACCUCCGCAGCGUGCAUCGAAGAUAUCAAACAUUUUUGGGUGGUCUCCGGGACGCACAAGUGGUUGCCACAGUCCCGGACAAAUACGUGUAUCAAUAACGGUGCCUUACGAGCGGUUUGGAAAUGUGUUCAUAGAUCAUACCGAUUCGACGGUAACGUCUUCAACAACAUACGUUGGAUGGUGAACGACAUAGCGGUCGUAAUGACUGAAGGCCCUAUAUCCUUUCAUAAGAGGGUGAAAGGCUGUGACUUCAUUCCGCAGAAGAUCAAAUACAACAACAUAUCUCAACAAUAUGAAGAGCCGGGAACCAAAGGUUUCAUCGCUGGAUGGGGUUCUCAAGAUCGAUAUACUGACGCUGCAGACAUAUUGGCCCGAACCAGCGUUAACUCCCCCUCACUGCUGGAAGCGGAGACUGUUAUAAUCACCAAAGACACCUGCAAGCACCGCUGGAUGGCGCGCUACCACUCAAUCAUCGACAACUACAUGAUCUGUGGGAAGCAGGCCCGUAGCCAACAAUUGACCGACACUUGUAAACAUAAUCACGUAAAGUGCAGACAGCUGAUAUUCUCAGAGGAGGUGGGACCAAUAGUCAGAAUGUUCGAGGGGAACCCUGAUGAGUUAAUACUGAACUCCGCAGCAGAAGUCAGGAAGAGAGAGCAGGCUAAAAAGGAAACGAGACGGAUGAGCACACGCUCGGAAUAUGGAGGAUUUUGCGAGGUAUGA
Molecule: messenger RNA, 975 nt
Organism: Cydia strobilella
Lineage: Eukaryota; Metazoa; Arthropoda; Insecta; Lepidoptera; Tortricidae
Product: serine protease 45-like
Exons: 7
Coding region: 4-975 (323 amino acids)
Biological process (GO): proteolysis
Molecular function (GO): serine-type endopeptidase activity
Source: RefSeq, a predicted model, not a curated record